CAGCCCCCUCUUGGCCGCUCCCUUCUUGUCUCCGGCCACCAGCAAGGACCCGGGUCUGCCCUGGGCUUAGGCGUUUGUGGUUCUCUCCCUGCAGGACGUGCAACUGAGGGCCGGGCGGCACUGGACAUCGUGCACCCGGUUCGCGUUGACGCGGGGGGCUCCUUCCUGUCCUACGAGCUGUGGCCCCGUGCACUGCGCAAGCGGGAUGUGUCUGUGCGCCGAGACGCGCCCGCCUUCUACCAGCUGCAAUACCGCGGGCGCGAGCUGCGCUUCAACCUGACCGCCAAUCAGCACCUGCUGGCGCCCGGCUUUGUGAGCGAGACGCGGCGGCGCGGAGGCCUGGGUCGUGCGCACAUCCAGGCCCACACCCCCGCCUGCCACCUGCUUGGCGAGGUGCAGGACCCCGAGCUCGAGGGUGGCCUGGCGGCCAUCAGCGCCUGCGACGGCCUGGUGAGUGCGCUGGGACGUGUAUACUUGGGGCAGUCUCAGGUGGUGGGAUGUGGAGAUUGGCUCCAGUCUUGCCAUGCACUUGUCUGGUGCCAGCCUCGGCCGCUUCUCUGCCUGUGCAGGAAGGACCUGUGUGCAGCCAUGAACCGGCCCUGUGAGACCCUGGGCCUCUCCCACGUGGCGGGCAUGUGCCAGCCGCACCGCAGCUGCAGCAUCAACGAGGACACAGGCCUGCCGCUGGCCUUCACUGUCGCCCACGAGCUCGGGCACAGGUACUGUGCCUGCCCCCAUUGCUACACGGAGAGCUGAGCUUCACCCUCCCAG
This is a messenger RNA of Chlorocebus sabaeus (green monkey), 771 nucleotides long. The record is from RefSeq and is a predicted model, not a curated record. NCBI's taxonomy places the organism in Eukaryota, Metazoa, Chordata, Mammalia, Primates, Cercopithecidae.